CUGCGUCCACUAAGCAGACAAUGUAACAGUAGUAACAACCCCGGUAGUACCUAUUAAAUUUACUGUAAUCAUAAGAUAUCUUUACUAAAUUUUCUAAUAAACUCACAAAACCGACAAAAAUCAUAAAGGACUAAAUAUCUGCAAUAUUUCCGACGCACAAUUACCACCUUGUUCCUUUAAAGGCCAAGGCAAAAACACGUACCAGCCCACUUCCACCAUGGGAUUUUUUUUGUUAGAUAUCUUCUGUUGACACGUUUCCUUCAGGAGCUUCGCGCUUCCUAUGGACGACGACCCCGACGAGAACCGCGACCAGACCCUGCCGCCCCUGUCAUCCAGCAACACGGUAAUCCUCCCCGAAGCCUCCAUCGGCACUUACGGAUUAACCUACGACGUCAUCUUUCGCCUGGCCCAGGUUGUCGACAACGUCAUCAUCGAACCGUCCAUCGGCGACGCGGUGUCCCCGUCCUUCGACGAUCUUCGUACGCUGCAGCGGAAUUCCGUUAAUUCCCUGGUCUUAAUCACCGAUUUCCAUCCCGGAGAAGUGACAGCCAAUAUCAAUCCGGUAGAUGAUCAUCUGAUGUAUGGGGCGAUUGAGGUCGCGCGCAUGACCUCGCCGGAACCGGAUCCGCACGGGAACACAUUACCAGCCGCCCUGGAGCGCCAUCGGGCUGACGAUGAGGAUGCGCUGGUGUUUGUCUGGAACCGCCCCACUGCGCCGGCGCCGAUUAAUGUAGUUCCACCGUUUGAUCGACCGCGUCGGGAAACUUCCCAUGAUUCCCUAGCCGAUGACAACGAUGAAGAAAGUCAUGAUGAUAAUGAAUCAGAGAAUGAUGUGGAAAGUGGGUACCUCGCUGACCAGGAAUCCAGCGAACAUGUUCCGAUCCCGUACAACGACCACCACACGCAUGUGGCACACCGAGGUCAUCCGGAUGCGUCGGGCUCUGAUGCCAGUUUAACGCAGAGGAUCCUGGAGUCCAACGAACGCAUAAUCACCAGAAGGAACACACUGCGCCACCAUCGCACAGCUAUCAGUGAUGCGGAAAUGGUCGAGCCGGGCGAGAAUGAGCUCCGAAUAAUGUCGCCCCAUCGGCGCUUGCAAUCAGCGCCAUGUGGCUUGGACACAGAAGGUCACCCAACAGCAGGGACAACACGACCGGCACCAUAGUGAAUGCGUACUUAUCAAAAUACUGUAAAAGCGUUUCAACGUUUUACAUUUUAUUGUGUAGAAAUUUGCGCAAAUUUUUCGCAUUUCCACAGACUUUUAUUUACUGAAACAAUUCGACCAAAUCUGCAUUUUAUUACUCACCACAGUAGAAUACACAAAUCAACAAA
Messenger RNA from Paramacrobiotus metropolitanus, 1332 nucleotides. RefSeq lists its product as uncharacterized. The record is from RefSeq and is a predicted model, not a curated record. The coding region runs from base 281 to 1165 and encodes 294 amino acids. Lineage: Eukaryota; Metazoa; Tardigrada; Eutardigrada; Parachela; Macrobiotidae. The transcript is spliced from 3 exons.